This is a messenger RNA of Salpingoeca rosetta, 2828 nucleotides long. RefSeq lists its product as uncharacterized. NCBI's taxonomy places the organism in Eukaryota, Choanoflagellata, Craspedida, Salpingoecidae. Bases 126 to 2828 code for a protein of 900 amino acids. The transcript has a single exon. The record is from RefSeq and is a predicted model, not a curated record.
CCCCGAUCGUUGUCUCGCUUUCCACAGCCACCUCUGCCGCCUCCAGCCCUCACUGCCCUCACACCCCCCCACAGCACACACUUUCUUCCCUUUGACCUUUACCAGCCAGCCUGCCAACAAGAACCAUGGAAGAGCUUGGGUUGACGCAGUGGACGCUAAUUGUGCAGCAGCUCUUCACAGUCCCGCGAUAUGCGGAGCCGCCCAAAUCGCAGCCGAGCAAUCGCCGGCGAGUAGUGGACAAGUACCUGCCGUACCACAAGCAGAACGCACUCGCACUCAUCCGCCUCAUGUGCACCUGCCACAAGAUGUACCGCGAGCUUCCGUAUGCGCUGCCCGUGUGGUGUUUGCAGGACGCCUUUGACGCGCCGGGCGUCGCGUGGAUCACCAACAAGAAGGUGCUCAAGGACUGGAAGGCGUGGUGCGAGGACCGCUUCAUCGCCUACGCCCGGCUCGGCGUCUUGUGGCGCGCCAACUGCCACUACCUGCGCCUCAAGCAGCACACGCAAGCCUUCCACACCAAGUUUUCCCGCUACGCUCGCCUCUGCUUCAACCUCCACCAGGACAUGAUCACAUGGGUGCGGGGUGUCGGCGCCGCUGGGGACGUUGCCGCCCACAACCCCCAAGCGCUGGACGCCGCGCGGUACCAGCCCGCGCGCCUAACCCCGGCAGUGGUGUAUCUCAUGCAGUUCCGCUACGCUUCCGAGGGCGACUGGGACUCCGUGCUGGAGCUCCUGCGCGAGCUUGGCAACCCGCGCCUCGAGCAGGCCCACAUCCGCACCAUCAUCCCGACCGACGUCAUUGCCCUGAGCGGCGCAUGCCACGUGUUCCUCACAUCAGAGAAGCCCGUCGAGCAGGUCCAGCUGCGUGGCGUCGACCACUUCACGUGGACCAUCCUCCACCGCCAGCCCAGCAUCACGGGCUCCCUGGGCUCCGUCAAGUCUGUGACAAUCCGAGAGCUCGAGCGGCGCAUGGUUCCUCUUGAAAUCGGCGCCCUGGCCAACGUCCCCACCGUCAGCGUCAAGUGUGGCCAGCUGGAGGACUUUGCCCCGUUGCAAGCAGCCAAGGAGCUCUCGCUCGCCUGGACAUGCCUCGUUCCCCUCACACAGUUUGCCAAUGUCCAGCGACUCACGCUGAACCACGUUUCGGUGAGCAUGUUGCACGCACGCGCUUUCACCUUCAACGGCACCCAUCUCGUCAUGAAGCAGCUCCAGGGCUUCCAUGGCCCAGUCAACCUCCCCCGCGCCAGCACCAUUGUCAUCGACGACUGCGACGCCCUCACACAGGUCGUCUGCAGCAGCAAGCGCAUUCAUCUGCUGCGUGUGUCGCAAUGCCGCGAGCUGUCGACCCUGUCCCUCGUCGGCGUCGAACACGUCAGCGACGUUUGCAUCACCGACUCUGCACUGAAGGACUUCACCUUCCUCGGUACCGCGCUCGGAUCGCUCACGCUGCAACGCUGCCCCAGCCUCACGUCACUGCAGCUCCCGCGGCUGAAGUACAUCAACAACAUUGCCCUUGCGUUUUGCAACACUCUGCUCAUGGCCGUCAUCCGCGCCAGCACCGCCAUGCAGACGCUGGCCGUGGGCGUGUGCAAUGAUCUUCGCGGUUUGCACAUUGACGUACCCGGCGCCGACGCAAUCUUGGUUGACGAGUGUAUGGGUAUUGAGCAGCUCUCGUUCCAGGGCAAAACGCUGAAGAAGCUGCGCGUGGACAGCAGCCCUGAACUCGUGGCGCUGCUGCUUGAUGCCGUGCAGGACCUGCGGGAACUUGUACUGUGGGACUGCUCGGCGCUCACCAGCAUCGCCUGCAGGAGCCCCAACAUCACGAGCCUCAGCCUCGCCCGCUGCCCAGUGCUCGCAUCCGUGUCCAUGCCCAUGUUCGAAGGGAAUGAGUGUGCCGAUUUCACCGAUUUGGAUGCAGCCGCCAGGCUUGCGCAGAGCAAGCGCCGUUUCAAGAAACUCUUCAUUAUCGCAUGCCCCAUGUUGCCGCCACGCCUGCCUUUGUUUGAGAAGGCCGAGAACUUCGGCUCCAGCCUUCCACUGCCCGCACCCAUGCUGAGGGAGCUGAUCCAGCGGGUCACUCUUCUAAACCUGAACGCCGCGGCGAGCAAGCACAUUGGCACCGUGUUGCACGACAUCCCCGCGGGCGCAGACAUUCAAUUGUAUGACGUGGACGCCAGCGACAUUCGCGGCUUUUCUUUGCCUGCAAGCAUCAAGUCCGUGGUGGUUCUCGUUUCCGACGAAUUUGACGUCGCGCCGCUCAAGAACGUGGCCCAGGUGGUUGUGAAAGGGCAAACCAACGACGCUGCACUGGUUGGCCUGGACAACUUGAAGGCUGUAGGCACACUUCACAUUUCAAAGUGCGCGCUCAAGCAAGGCGAACUUCACAGCGCAUGUGCGAAGCAAUCCAUCACCCUGGAAGACUGCACUGGUGCCGUCGUUGCUCGUGGUGCACAACAGGUGCUUAUCCGGGGCCCUCGCAUGCCACGAACCUCGCUGGGCGACAUUGCGGGCGAUUUAUCGCUGUGGACGGUAUCCGGCCCGCUCAAGUUGGAAUUCACCCGAAACGUUCGCAAGUGCUCCAUUACAUCCUGCACCCUUGAAGACUUCCACGCGCUUGCCGGCGUUCGAGUGCUGGAGUUGACGAAAUGCACCUUUGACAGCGUGGGGACGCUGCCGUACUUCGAGUCGCUGUCCACCUCGCAGUGCGUGCGAAGCGACCAGACAGAGUGGAGCAACGUUGUUCUGCACCAGUUUCGCCCGCGUGAUGCCCAGUCCAGGCUUGUCCCCGAUGUCCACCUCCAGCACUUUGGCGGUGGCUUUCGAUGGUAA